GAUUCCUGUCCUGAACCACCGCGCGCGCGUCGAGCGCGUUUGUUGAUUGUUUUCCGCCGCGAUGGCGACACCCGGCUAUGUGCGCUCGUCGUCGCACGAGGCGCCCGAUCUUGCCGCCAUCCGCAAGGCGAACGAGGGGAAGAGCCUGGAGCAGAUGCGCGCGGAGCGCAUGCAGAGGCAGCAGGCGCGGAUUCGGAACAGGGGAGGAAACUUUGUCCCCCAACUCAGCGAUGACAGCGGCACGGUACUCUUCGAGAUCCUUAUGGGCGUGCGGCCCCCGCUCUCCCCAAGACGCGGCCUGAUGCGCCGCAGUCCAUCCAACUCGCCAGAGAGACCUCCGUCCAAUCUACGAAACGAAGAGCCGGCUGCGAGUACAUCCAAGCGCGCCCCUCGCAAGUCCGCCGCAAGCAGCAAAUCCAAGAGCGCUUCUGCCAAGGGAAAGACGAAGGGGAAGUCGCGUAGCAAGAAGGCAGGUGCUGACGAUGAUGCUGGACCGUCUACAUCUAGCGUGAGCGCCUCUGCAGUGCGUUCAUCGACUCGCGCCGCGUCUUCGACCUCACGCACCAAAUCAUCCUCUACCUCCCGUGCGGCGAGCUCCUCUAAACCCGCCUCGACUUCAUCCAAGAGCGCCUCGACCUCCCCUAAAGGCCCUUCUACCUCUAAGUCCACCUCGACUUCCUCCAGACGCAGCUGUUCCACCAAGGGCCCCUCCACCUCCCGCUCGAAGAAAAACUCGAAAGCCGCCGCCUCCAAGCGCAAGAAGAGCAUCUUGCCGCCUAUUGGUGUCUUGUCCGACAUCGAGGAGGUUGACGAGGAAGCUUUGGAGGACGAUGAUGAUGAUGUACCGCUGGCGCCGCCUCCCACUGAGAGUUCGAAGGGGAAGGAGAGGGAAGUUGUUGAGGAAGAGACACCCGCCCUCCGCCGCUCGCCCCGGAAGGCGAAGUCGAAGACGACCGCUGCGCCAUCGUUUCCGACGAAACCUCCUCCAAAGUUGAAGUUCCCUAUACCCUCUAGCUCCGCUGCUCCCACCAAACCUCCACCGUCCAGUGCGCUUACGAACCCUUUCACUACCAACACUCCCGCGGACCCUCCAUCGACCUCCGGUCGUGCAGACCCUCCACCUCCCAUUUCAUCCGCCACCUCAAAGCCGCCACCUACCCUUCCGGAUGCAGCAUCCCUGUUUGGAGACGAUGACGAUGAUGAGUUGCCGUUGAAGGCAAAGAAGCGGCGAAAGGGGAAGGAAGCCGCGGAGAAGGAGGAGCCUGCACCUAAGAAGUCACGCUUGGCGAAGGCAAGGAAGGAGGAGGCGGGGAUGGAGGUGGAUGAGCAGCCCGCAUCAGGACAGGAGAACGAGGAGCCCGCGCCGCCCCCGAAGAAAUCGCGUUCAAAGAAGGUCGCGAUGGAGGAUGGCUACGACAUCGCGUCGGCGCUGAAUAAGGCGGCAGAGGCGAACGAGGCGGUGGAGAAGGGGAGGAAGGGAAAGGGGAAAGCGGGGACGAAGACGAAGGUCAUAGAGGAGGAAGAACCUGAACCUGAACAACCGGCGAAGGGGAAGGGGAAGGCAGAACCCAAGGGAAAGGGCAAGGCGGCCAAGGCGAGGGAGGCUCCCCUUCUUGAGUCCGAAGGCGAUGACCUCCCGCCCGUCGACGAGCCUACACUGCCGCGACCGAAGGGCAAGCCGGCACCCCUGCCGUCGAAGGCCAAGCGAGGCAAGAAGGCAGCCACAGCAGUACCAAUCGAGGAUGACGAUGACCUGCCACCUACCCACCCGCCCGCCCCAUUACCGUCGAAGGGUAAACGGAAGAAGGCACCGGUUGCGGUCGACGACGAUGAUGACCUACCGCCUGUUGUGGUCGAGGAUGAUCUACCACCUGUCGAGGUAGAGGACGACUUGCCCCCGGUUGAGGUGGAAGAUGAUGUUGAGGUCGAGGCCGAGCCAAAACCGAAGCGUGGAAAGGCAGCCGGGGCGAAGCGGGGGAAGAAGGCUGCUCCGGCGAAAGCGACCGCUACUGCCUCCAAGAUCGCUCGCCCACCCGAUCCGGACGACCUUGACGAUGACCUUGCCCCGAUUGUCCCCUCGCCGCCAGCGCGAUCGCCGAAGCGGAAGGUCAGCGAUGACGACGACCAGGAGAACGACCGUCGACCGUCGAAGAAGCGGCGCGCUGGCGAGGGAGUGAACGGAGAGCCCGUGGCGCCGCCGAAGGCACGGAGGAAGAAGGGGAAGGUCGUUGAGGAGGCCGAGGGCUCCGCUGAGCCGGACGCUAAGCAGACGAAGGCCAGAGCGAAGGCGACUGAGGCGAAGGAGGUUGAGGAGGUCGCAGAGAAGCCGUCCAAGCAGCCUCGAGGAAGGAAGGCGAAGGAUGCGCCCGAGCUUGAACACGCCUCCGACGACGAAGGUGCGCCGCCGAAGCGCAAAGCUGCUACUUCACGGCGAAAGCGCAAGAACGAGGACGAGGACGUCGCGGUGGCCGCGCCGCCGGUGAAGAAGGGCAGGAAGAAGGCAGUGGACGAUGAGGUGCCUAUGGACGAGGAGGUACCUGUGAACGGGGCCGGGGAGUCGAAGAAGGCUGGGACGGGGGACAAGAAGAAGAAGGCUGGCGCCGGGCUCGGGAAGGGCAAGCCUUCGCGGAAGGAGACUGAUGAGGAGACAGAUCGCAAGCCAAGCGGCCUGCCCGCGCACGUCGCUGCACGUCUGAAGAAGCGUCGAUACACCCUUGUUCCCGAUGACGAGCCCGAUGAACUUGACUGUUUUUCAUGAACUUCGGACCGCUUGCAUGCGCAUACCAGCAUCACUAUUUAUACGCUAUGCCUCUCAUGCUCUCAUACAUACAUAUGUAUUCCUGGAAAUGCCGAUUGUACACCUGCUCGUGGUACCGUUUGCUUUCGAUGUCCUUCGCCGGGGCCCUUGAUUUGGAACAUGCACUUGUG
Molecule: messenger RNA, 2928 nt
Organism: Schizophyllum commune H4-8
Lineage: Eukaryota; Fungi; Basidiomycota; Agaricomycetes; Agaricales; Schizophyllaceae
Exons: 4
Coding region: 62-2758 (898 amino acids)
Source: RefSeq, a predicted model, not a curated record